Messenger RNA from Sclerotinia sclerotiorum 1980 UF-70, 252 nucleotides. RefSeq lists its product with no specific name. Bases 1 to 252 code for a protein of 83 amino acids. Lineage: Eukaryota; Fungi; Ascomycota; Leotiomycetes; Helotiales; Sclerotiniaceae. The record is from RefSeq and is a predicted model, not a curated record. The transcript has 4 exons.
AUGGCAUCGAUGUAUGUUGAUAUCGACGAUCAACAUCACAUAAAAAUGAUCAUGUCCGUACCUUGGACUUUCAUCAAAUCUACUUAUCAAAGUGCAUGGAUAAAAUCCUUGCUCAUGUCUCUUUCCCUCUUAUGUAUGUACAUAAUCAUUUCCAAAAAGUUGCGAGCUGUCACCAAAGUUACAUUGUUCCGUUUUAUUGGAAUGGCGAGCAACUACCUAGUACCUAGUACAAACCAUAAGGUGAAGGGAUAG